GGGAGGUUGUUAGCACCUCGAAGGAGGUUGUUUCUUCAUUUCUCUCCAAGGGGAGGGGAGAGGGAAAAAUUUGUAUGGAAUUGAAAAGAAGUGAAUCUGACGAUCAUCGUAUCCGUGUAUGAAAAGCAGUUGCAAAAUUUUUUCAAUAAUAUUUUUUUCUUAAAUAAAAAUUCAAAGUGAGUAAAUAUAGUAAAUGAAACGGAGUUUUUACGAUCGGAUUAGUAUUAAGAAUCUUCCUCGUGCGAUAAAAAGAAAGAAAGAACGGAGGAUGAAAUAUACAAACGGAGAUACGAGCAACAUCGAUUUAACUUGAUUAAAAAUUGUAAGGGAUUGCGCGAGAGGAUCGUAAUGCGCGGUUUUAACACGGAUGUGCUUGCAAAUUACGAAGAAGAUUAAGAAAUUCCCCAAAGUUCCCCAAGAAACUUGUCCCCAAGGAAUCGUUCUUAGUCCACGAUAGAAUCUCCCGGAGAAAUUUCAAAAAGUGGAUCCACCGCGAUAUUUUCGAAAUCGAGAUCGAACCCGCGAUCAAGAAAGAUCGUUUCGUGGAAAGUUGUGGAAUUGUAGGGAGUGGAUGACGAAUCCCGGCCAAACACGAGCAAACAGGUCUCCUCGAGGAAGUUUCCCCUUCGAGGAAAACUGGAAAGCUUGGUGAAUUGUUGGAGCGGAAGUUGAGCCGAGGGAGCGUCGAAUCGAGCAUCGAAUCGAAGGUGGACAGGAUCGGAUCGGGAGAGGAAGGGAGAGGAAGGGAGAAAGAAAUUCGAAACGGCUGCUCGACGAAAGUGGGUGUGGUGUGGAUCGAAGGAUCGAUCUCGUUGGGAAAUCGAUCCGUACAACUCUGCCAGAUGACUUUAAGGAGGGUCCACGAGGACUCGGCUGACACGUCGUCGAUAUUCGAGUACGAGGACGUGAUAAAGUUAUAAUAACAGGAGGGAGCCUUAAGUUGAAAAAUCGUUGGCCGUGUGAGAGAGAAAUAUUUCUAGUUAGUAACCGCUCCUAUUUCCCUUAAACAAAGAGAAACAAAAAAAGAGAGAGAUAUAUAUAUAUUCAUAUACCUAGAUAUAUAUGUAUACAUAAAUGAUAUAUUGAUGUUAAUCGAAUCGUUUAUAUUGAUCGAUCGUUUUUCUUUCCACUCCCGUUCUGUUGAAAGAUAAAACCGAUUAUCGACGAUUCCUAGGGGCAAGGUGGGGGUGACACGGAAAAUUGGCGAGGAAACACGAGGGGAAAAAUGGCGAUGGUAAUAUCGCCCCGUAGCAAGAUCGUGACAUUGUCGUUGUUGAUCGGUAUUAUCACGGUGGUGGCGUUCAUAGUGACUGUGAUCGGGAUAUGGCACAAGAGCGAGAAAAGCCCUGGCAAGACUGGGACGAAGGUGGUCAGCAGCAAGCUUCAACAGAUCACCGGAUACACUGCCACCAAACACAUCGGACGAGACGAUGACGAAGACAGAAGCGAGGAAAGCAAUCCACCGCCAUUCAUCACACCCCCUCCUCCCAACCCGGACUACAAGGGACCGAAAGGUGAGAAAGGUGAUAAAGGCGACAAGGGUGAGAGCGUUAGGGGACCUCCAGGUCCUCCUGGUCCACCUGGUCAAGAUGAGGGUCCGCCAGGGAAGAAAGGAGAACCCGGCACGUGCACCUGCAAUGCAACAGCCCUGAUGGCAUCCUUUACGAUGCCAAAGAUGAUCCAGGGACCGAAAGGAGAACAAGGGGUGCCGGGGCAAGAAGGAAAACAAGGCCAAAUGGGGCUGACGGGUGUUGCUGGGCCACCAGGAGAGAGAGGAUUAGAAGGGCCACAGGGGCCCAAGGGAGAUAAAGGUGACGUGGGAAUAUCGGGACCGGAAGGUCCUCAAGGCCAAAAAGGCGAACCUGGCCGCGAUGGAAUACCAGGAGAAAAGGGCGCUCAAGGACCUCCAGGCCCCCCAGGAAAAGGAGAAUUCUCCGGAUACGAUCCCAGUUGGAAACCUCGAGGCAUUUAUAGGACGGAAGGAAUCACGAUGAGGCCAGGAUUGCCAGGGCAGAAAGGCGAGGCAGGCCUUCCGGGAAGUCCAGGACCAAAAGGAGAGACGGGAAUCGCUGGUGCCAAAGGUAACAAAGGCGAGCCAGGUCAUAAAGGCGCGAAAGGAGAUCACGGGAAUGAGGGUGCUCGAGGAAUUCAAGGAUCGAAGGGUGAACCUGGUGCACCGGGAGCGCCGGGUCUCCCUGGUGCACCAGGUGAGAAUGGAAGGCCAGCUGAAAAGGGUGAUAAAGGAGACACAGGGCCAGAAGGGAAACCAGGCCCCCCGGGAGCGCCUGGACCGCCAGGAUUGCCUGGAUUAAGCGGUCCUGGAGGAGUAAACGUUGGAGAAUCGAUGUUAAGGGAAAAAGGCGACAAAGGAGAGGGUGGUGCGCGUGGUUACAAAGGAGACAAGGGCACCAAAGGCGAGAAGGGAGAUAAAGGUGAUUCUGGACCAGCAGGAAUUCCCGGUGUAAAUGGUAUUCAAGGACCGCAAGGGAACAAAGGCGAGCCAGGCAAGGAUGGAGUUGCCGGUGUUCAGGGAAUCGUGGGUGCAAAAGGUGAAAAAGGUGAGAGAGGUCCGCCAGGAGCCACCGCUAUAGCGAGUUCCGGAGACUACAUCACGAUCAAGGGUGAAAAGGGCGCGGAGGGGAAGAGGGGGAGAAGAGGACGCCCUGGACCACCGGGACCCGUCGGCCCACCUGGAAAGCCGGGAGCGAUGGGAGAAAUUGGGUUGCCUGGAUGGGUGAAUACCAUGAAAGGUCGUCCUGGAACUCCCGGACUUCCUGGACCUGUUGGACCAGCGGGGCCCAAGGGAGAAAAAGGAGAACCGGGCACACCGAGCCCUUAUGGAGUCUCUGUCGGUGUAAAGGGUGAUAAAGGAGACGAUGGUUUUCCUGGAAUUCCAGGACAACCAGGAAGGGAAGGUCAAAGAGGACCGCCAGGACCUCCAGGACCACCUGGACCACCAUCUCAAGGAAACUAUAUUCCAGUCCCGGGACCUCCAGGACCUCCUGGACCACCAGGUCCACCCGGAUUAUCUUUAAUCGGACAAAAAGGAGAGCCAGGAAUCGGCAGAAGUCACAUCUUUGGUGAAAGAGAUUAUUAUGGAGUUAGACAAGUUCAAAGUGUUAAAAAAAAACACGUUCCAUAUCCUACGCUGCAAGGACCAAGAACUAGUCUAGACGAAUUGAAAGCACUGCGGGAAUUAAAACAAUUGAAGGAACUAAAAGAACAUUUAGGUGCUGGAACAACUGCAACCAGAGGUCCUCUCGAAAGCACAACAAAGAUUGUACCAGGAGCAGUAACUUUUCAAAAUACCGAAGCUAUGACGAAAAUGUCUGCCGUGAGCCCAGUUGGAACAUUAGCUUACAUUAUAGACGAACAAGCACUACUCGUUAGAGUGAAUAAUGGCUGGCAAUACAUUGCAUUGGGCUCACUUUUACCAAUAACUACACCAGCACCACCUACUACAUCACCACCCCCGAUGAAUCCACCUUUUGAGGCUUCUAAUCUGAUCAAUCAAAUACCCGUAAAAGCAGACGGAACAGGAUGGUAUCCACGAAUGUUACGAAUGGCUGCUUUGAACGAACCCUUUACCGGGGACAUGCACGGUGUACGAGGAGCUGACUACGCUUGUUAUCGACAAGCGAAGCGAGCUGGUUUGAGGGGUACAUUCCGCGCAUUCCUCAGUUCUAGAGUUCAAAAUGUUGACAGCAUCGUGAGGCUUGGAGAUCGAGAUUUGCCUAUCGUUAACAUAAAGGGGGACGUUCUCUUCAACUCAUGGAAGGAAAUGUUCAACGGAAACGGGGCCUAUUUCUCACAAAACCCAAGAAUCUAUAGUUUUAAUGGGAAAAAUAUCCUCACUGAUUUUGCAUGGCCAGAAAAAGUGGCAUGGCACGGAUCACAUAAAUUAGGAGACCGAGCAAUGGACACGUAUUGCGACGCUUGGCAUUCAAGUAGUUCGGAUCGUUAUGGAUUAGGAUCACCGUUAACAGGAGGACGCCUCUUGGAACAAGUUCGUUAUUCGUGUGACAACAAGUUCGCGCUACUCUGUAUAGAAGUAACCAGCGAGACCACAAGGAGGAGAAGAAACGCCGAAAUUGUGGAGGACGAGGACGAGAUGUCGGAAAACGAUUACAAGGAAUACUUGGAUUCUCUCAUGGAAGACUAACUUUUAUACCACUUCCU
Apis laboriosa (Himalayan honeybee) is the source of this 4179-nucleotide messenger RNA. RefSeq names its product collagen alpha-2(IX) chain (gene Mp). Lineage: Eukaryota; Metazoa; Arthropoda; Insecta; Hymenoptera; Apidae. Gene Ontology annotation, biological process: endothelial cell morphogenesis; angiogenesis. The transcript has 19 exons. The record is from RefSeq and is a predicted model, not a curated record. The coding region runs from base 1226 to 4162 and encodes 978 amino acids.